UGACGUUGACAGCUCGUCGCGAGUGCGUUCGCGAAUGCCUGUGUGCAUGUGUAUGUGUAAGCGUGCAGGGGUCCGCCGCUUUUCGGUUUUAGUUGAUUUUUAAAGAUUUUAAAUGGAGCUGCACACCAGAACAACACUUUCGGCAUUACUAUUUGGCCUAUUGCUAUUAUGCGGUUCAGCAAGCGCCUGGCACUCCGAGGAGCUGGAGAUUUUCGAUCUCAUCGAAGAGGUCAACAAGAACUUCUACGAGUUUAUGGGUAUCAAUCAGACUGCCACGAAUAAUGAAAUAAAGCGCGCCUUUCGCACCCUUUCAAUUGUGCUGCAUCCGGACAAGAAUCCGGCCGAGGAUGCCAAUAUCCAGUUUCGCAAUCUUGUCUCCAUCUACGAGGUGCUCAAGGAUGGAUCCAAGCGCGAAAAAUACGACAAGGUGCUGCGCGACGGUAUGCCCAACUGGAAGUCCGCUCUCUAUUAUUACCGCAGGAUGCGUAAGAUUGGUCUAUACGAGGGUGCCUUUAUUAUAUUCCUGAUCAUCACCGUUGGCCAGUAUAUGUUUGCCUGGGCAGCUUACUUGGAAAAGAAGUACACAGCCGAGCAGGUAUUCGGCAGCAAGCUUAAAAAGCUGCAGAAGCGCAACAAAAACAUCGACAUGGAUGUCAUUUUAAACGAGAUCCCAAUGCCAUCACUACUCAAUACGCUGCCAAUUCAAAUACCAGUAGCCAUCUGGAAUCUGCCGAAGACAAUAAAAAAUGCAUUCAGCAAAGCCAACGAACUGAAGCAGUUGGCAUUGGAAAAGCGCAGACAGGAGAUCGAAGCGGCACGUCGCCAGGAGGAACUAGAACGUGAGGCUGAAGAGCAGGCGCGUCUGCGUAAGGAGCAGAAAGAGAAUCUGCGCAAGCGCAAGCAGAACACAAGGGCCCCUGAGAAGACCGAGGAGGAGUUACGCGGUUAUUCACAAAUCCAGGCGCGUGAGCUAACCGAAGAUGACGCAAUACGUCCAGUUUCCCAAAAGACUACGGUUAGCGGCGGCUUUUGGACAGAUGAGGAUCUGACGGAACUUAUUAGACUUGUAAAGAAAUAUCCAGGCGGUGCGGGCAGUCGCUGGAAUACCAUAGCCGAGUCCAUGAAUCGCACCGUCCAAGAGGUGACAUUCAUGGCGGCCAAAAUGAAGGAGAACGGCUAUCGUAUACCAGGACAAACGGAUAGCGUUGCCGAGAACAUAGUCCAGGAUUCACAGGAGGCGGUGCGCAAGGAAAAGGUUAAAAAGGGCACACCAACUGUCAAUGAGAAGAGCAUGCUUAUACCAGAGACUAACUGGUCCCAGGAACAGCAGCGCGCUCUGGAGGCGGCCAUCGUUAAAUAUAGGAAAACCACCGGCGGCGAUCGUUGGCAAAAGAUUGCCAACAGUGUGCCAGAAAAGACCAAGGAAGAGUGCUUGGUGCGCUACAAAUACUUAUGCGAACUGGUCAAGACACAGAAGAAAGCCGAGGAGGAAGAGGCUGAGCCGUCCACUAUUGAUGAGGAGGCUGCAGUGCCCGAGGAGAAAGAUGAGCCGGAGGCGACAACAGCAAUUGCUGCGGCUGCACCUCUACAGCCAGCCAAAAAGCUGAGCAAACGCGAGCAGCGGAGACGCAAGCGCGACAUUUCCAGCGACGAGGAUUCUGAUGAUGCAUAUCAGUACGAAAUCAGUUAGUUCGGUUGCUCCCAAAAGCCCAUUCGACACUUGGCCAACAAUUGAAAUUCAUAUCUCAGCCAAAAACCAAAAUGUAUCUUCACUUUUGUAAGAGCAAGAAGAUGAUGUGCGAGCGGGAUAGAUAGCUAGUUUCAGACAUGCUGGGUGUAUGCAUUAUAUUUAAACUAUUAUGCCAAGAUCAGGUUAACUAUUUUCUAGCUAAACACAUGUUUGAGCCAAGUGAAAUUGUUAUGAAUGGCUACAGAUUUUUAUAUUUUGAUUUUUUGGAUCCAAAUUGUAACAAUUAAGCACUAGUUUUCUCUCACUCGAAA
Molecule: messenger RNA, 2001 nt
Organism: Drosophila montana
Lineage: Eukaryota; Metazoa; Arthropoda; Insecta; Diptera; Drosophilidae
Exons: 3
Coding region: 113-1690 (525 amino acids)
Cellular component (GO): endomembrane system
Source: RefSeq, a predicted model, not a curated record